UCAAGGGGCGGACCAGUGAUAAGAUCUUUACACCAGCUGCGGGUAACGCCCCCCGUGUCAACAAUGUCAGCAUCAAGAGAGGCGCAUGCUAGUCAGUCACAGCGGCUCCUCCGGUCACUCGGGACAACAUGUCCGCUCUACUUAUAAAAUGUCUCUUCUUAACCGUUUGGGUUGUGCUCCUCGACUGUGAAGUUUAUCAAGACCGACCCAAAAUCAAGACUUCAGAUGGCGAUUUAAUACUGCAGCCGGCUUUGGACAAAAAUAUAUAUCUACUCCCUAAUGGUCCCAGGUCGAAAGUAUUUAUCGGCGACACAGACUUGCUUGCCUUCAACCGGAGCAGUUCUCCUAGCAUUGUACCUUCUGGACCUGCUUCAAAUUAUGAUACAGGUAAUUAUCGAUCGGAUAUAUCUGACAUAUUACGCAGAUUAGACAACCUAGAGAACCGUGAUAGCAUAUCGACAAAUAAUCGUCAAACGAACAUGUCAAUGAUAUGGAGAAGAACAAAUAGAAUGAUCACAAGAAUUUCUAAUCUCGAAGCCCAGAUCAGUUCAUUGACGAGAGACGCGUGUCAAUCAAAUCCAUGUGCUCACGGCGGUACCUGUUUAACGUUGGUGGGAGGCUACCACUGCCUAUGUCCAUCUAAUUGGGAAGGGACCGAUUGCGAUGUGGAUGUCAACGAAUGCCGUAACUUUGCCGGCACAGACUUGGGCUGCCAGAAUGGCGCCUCUUGUAUCAAUAAACCUGGAUCGUAUGAAUGUCAAUGCAAGUUUGGAUGGUUUGGCGUCCAUUGUACUAGAAAACAGAAAGAUUGUUCUGGCGGUAACUAUGAAAUAUGCGGCCAUGGAACGUGCGUUGAAGGAAAAACCGGAACUGGUAUCACAUGUUUCUGUAAUCAAGGAUGGACGCAAAACGACACUGGCUCCGCGUGUUUAAUAGACGUCAACGAGUGCGAUCCCAGCCAAGGAAUUCAUUGCUCCGUAAACCCAAGAGUCGACUGUAUCAACACCCCGGGAUCGUUCAGGUGCGGCGCUUGUCCAACCGGCUACGACGGUGACGGCUACAUUUGCUCUGACAUUGAUGAAUGCAUGACAAUCCCAAACGGUGGCUGCAGCCCGUUAGUCACAUGUCAUAAUACUAUUGGCUCUCGUAUAUGCGGAAAUUGUCCACCCGGCUAUAUUGGAGACGGAGUUACCUGCAGCUGGAAAGGUACGUGUAGCGUCAACCGCGGCGGUUGUCAUCCCUCGGCCCAAUGCAUCGACAACCCUGGUUUCCUUGGUCAGACGAGUCCAUGUGUGUGUCCCGCCGGCAUGGCAGGCGACGGCGUGGGGCCCCACGGUUGCUACGUUUCUACUGGAGGCAAUUCUACCCAAGGCUGCGAAAGUAAUCCGUGUGUUCACGGACGUUGUCAUGUUCUACGUCAAGGGUACACUUGCAUCUGUUACGAUGGCUACGGCGGCGCCCACUGCGACGCACCUACUGACCACUGUGCAAGCAACCCCUGUUACAACGGCGGAGUGUGCAGACAGGAUUCCAGCAUGACUAACGGCUUCAGGUGCGAAUGCUUGGCGCAAUAUACCGGCGAUCUGUGCGACACUCAAGUCCGAACCUGCGGCGGCAUAUUGGACAAUGAAGAAGGUAGCCUUUACUAUCCUUUGCACAAUAGUUCAUAUACUCACGACUCCAAAUGCGCUUGGGUAAUCCGUACAGUUCCUGAAAAAGUUAUUAAUGUUACCUUUAGUAAAUUCAAUUUAGAAGACAAUCCAGAUUGUAAUUACGAUUUUUUGCAAAUACACGAUGGUCGUACCUCGGCAAGUCAACUUAUUGGGAGGUUUUGUGGGAGUACAUUUCCGAAAGGAGGUACCAUAGUCUCUAGUCAUAAUUAUUUAUAUUUUUGGUUUAUAUCUGAUAGUUCAAUUAAUAAAGACGGAUUUGCUUUGCAUUGGACUAGUAUCCCCCCGGUUUGCGGUGGCGAGAUAGAUGCGACUAAACAUGGACGUAUCAGUUCCCCGGGUUCGCCCGGCAAAUAUCCUCCUAACAGAGAUUGUUACUGGCACUUGCAAACCAAUCUUAACAAACGAAUACAAUUGCAUUUUUAUGAACUAGAUAUAGAAAAGCAUUCUAACUGUAGUUUUGAUUAUAUUGCUAUUUAUGACGGAGAACACAGCAGCGACCCACUACUUGCUAAAUAUUGUAAUUCAACCCUUCCCGCGCCCAUCCACUCGGCUGGCUCAGAUAUUCUAAUUCACUUCCAUUCUGAUGCGUACGGGGCCGGAAACGGCUUUCAAAUUUCAUAUGCUCCUACCGAGGGACACCCGGGAUGUGGCGGCAUGUACACUAUGAACAGAGGAGAAAUCGUCUCUCCGUCAUUCAAUGGCACAUAUCUACAUAAUUUAAUAUGCGACUACAAAAUUCAAACUGGCCCAGACACUAAAAUCCGUAUAACAUUUGUAUCCUUUGCGUUAGAACGCUCAUUUCAUUGUAGGUAUGACUAUCUUAAAAUUUAUGAUGGACCUUCGCCCGACUCGAGACUGUAUGGCAAAUUCUGCGGUAAUACAUAUCCAAAAACCUCAUUUAUAUCUUCAUCUAAUAGUCUUUUUAUUAAGUUUCAUACUGACUAUAACGUAGCCUCAGAAGGUUUUAAAAUAAUAUACGAAUCCGUCUGCCAACACACAAUAUUCGGAGAUAGCGGUGUUAUUAAGUCGCCAAAUUACCCUAAUAAUUACCCAGCAAAUAGAGUAUGCGAGUAUGUCAUCCGUACCAUUCCAGGUAAAGCGAUUAUACUAACUUUCCAAGAUUUUGAUCUCGAGGAAAUUGGAGAUAAUAACUGCCGCUACGACAAUGUUGAAAUACGUGACGGCCCUGAUGCAAACGCAACUUCGAUGGGCAGAUACUGCGGAGGCUCAGAGCACAUGCCACCCACAUUGAUAUCUACUCAUAAUUUCAUGUACAUUAAGUUCACUUCUGACAUGAGCCUCUCUGGCACUGGUUUCUACGCAAAUUACACAACAAUCGACACAAAAUGUGGAGGUAUUUACAGAGAUAAUACUGGACUUAUAAAUCAUCCAAAAUCAAUUAAAGAGAACUACGAAAAUGACCAAACCUGUACUUGGAUUUUAACAGCUCCUGAAGGAUUUCUUGUAAAACUAACAUGGAAUAGAUUUGACUUGGAAGACAUGGAUGACUGUGAAAGUGAUUAUCUAGAAAUAAUUGAGUUCGAUGAUACCAAUCAGAAUGAUGAUCCGCAGAAGUACUGCGGUACCACUCUGCCGCCGGCCCUGACUUCUACUACUAACCGUUUAAUGCUGAGGUUCCAUUCAGAUGUCAGUAUACGAAAAACUGGUUUUUCCGUGCUGUAUUCCUUCUUAGAUGCGAAACUACAUUGUGGUGGAAAUUAUAUCAAAACUCACGGCUACAUAUAUUCGCCAGGAUGGCCCAACCUAUAUGAACGAAAUCGUGAUUGUACUUGGACGAUUACAGUACCUGUUGGUCAACAAAUUAUUGUAAAUAUAUCUCAGUUUGAUCUAGAAAUACCGUUACGAGGAUCUUGUGACAGCGGUGACUUUUUAGAAAUCAAAAACGGUGCGUCAGAAAACUCUCCACCAGCUGGAAAGUUCUGCGGAAGUUUCCAAUCCAAGACUAUAAAAUCUCUUGGUAACACCAUUUCUCUUCAUUUUCAUUCUGACGGUUAUUUACAAGGCAGAGGAUUCAAAAUUGAAUGGGACGGUACAAUCACAGGUUGUGGUGGCACGCUUACGAGUUCGUCUGGGUCGAUAUCUUCGCCGAACUAUCCACAGACCUAUAACGAUAACGCAGAAUGCUUCUACAAAGUUGUAACUAAUCCUGGGUCACGGAUUCAAAUUUCCUUCAUCGAUCUAGAUCUAGAACGGACACCGGAUUGUAGGGACGAUUACGUUGAAAUAUUCGAUGGUCUUACGGUAAACGACCCCACUUUAGGUCGGUACUGCGAAAUGUCACCUUCUGUAAAUAAAAUAGUAACGUCUUCGAACUACGCCUACAUUAAAUUUAGGUCAGAUAUAUACAUUGGUAGCAAAGGAUUUUAUCUUAACUACAAUACUAUUUGUAACAACAAUAUAACUGGCAGUUACGGUGUUUUGGAAAGUCCUGAUUUCCCGGGCAAGUAUAAGGGUAACUUAAACUGCUUGUGGACUAUUACCGUUCCAAAAGGACACAAAAUUAACGUGACUUAUACGCAUUUUGACAUCUACAAGUCAUCAUUCAUCAGGAGGUUUCCGGUAUACGGUAGCGUUACAGCGACAAGAGGUUAUCCGUCCUGGGGUUGGCCUCAACAUGAAACCAUGCGUAUAUCAGAUGACUGCAGUCAAGAUUACUUACAAACCAGACAAUUACCUGAUAGUGAUUUUUCUCAAAAGCUUUGUGGAUCCACAAUCCCGGCUGCAUUCACAACUAAGAGUAACGUUUUGCAAAUUAAAUUAGUAACAACCGGUUUUAUGCCAGCCACCGGCUUUCGAUUGGAGUGGGUGAGACAAGGCUGCGGAGGGAUUUUACAAAAAUCGUAUGGGACAUUGUCAUCCGAUAUAAAUGAAAUGUCCGAUGAAGAGAUGGAAUGCGAAUGGUUAUUACAAGCACCCCUUGGCAGAACGAUCACUAUGACAUUUACGGAUAUAUAUUUAACGGAAACCAAUAAUUGUACGACUGAUGCCAUUGAAAUUUAUAGUGGACCAACUUUGAGCUACCCACUGAUUACAAAGUUGUGCCGCCGUCAGUCUUCUUCAAUCCAAUCAAACAGCAAUAGUUUGCUGGUACGUUACGUCAAAAAAUCGAAUCUUAGGGGAGCUUAUUUCAAAUCUCUAUACAGCAGCUAUCAAACUGGUUGCGGAGGUAGACUUAAUUCGCCGACAGGAAUGUUUAUGUCCAAAAAUUAUCCCCAAAAUUAUGACACCGACACAGACUGUACUUGGCAGAUCUCUGUUCCUAAAUACCAUCGUAUUGAAAUAAAUUUUCUGGACAUUGACCUAUACUCGUCAUUUGACAAUGACAAUGAUGACGACUGCCAUGAUUUUAUCAAGAUUUAUGAAGGCUCAAAUAUAUAUAUUAGUAACAAAAAUUAUUCUAAGCUAAUAUGCCCUAGGUCUGGAGUUACUAAAUAUAUAUCAAACUCUAAUAGAGUAGCUGUACAGUUCGUGUCCAACAGUUACGGAACAUCUAAAGGUUUCAAGGCUAACUUUUCUAUGACUUGCGGAGCGUUAAUCACUGCUCAGUCUGACGGUAUUAUCACUAGUGAUAAAUACUUAAACCACUCAAACCGAAGUUGUACAUGGACUUUAGUAGCGCCAAAACCUGAUCAGAAAAUUACACUUACCAUAACUCACAUUUCAAUUCCUAAAAAUGUUGAUAUCGUUAGUAAUAGAAACUGCCCUUCUUCCUACCUUCGAGUUCUGGAAGGAAAUGAUGACUACGGACCUGUCAUUGGUGAAUAUUGCGGUAAUAAAGUACCUCAAAUGAUAGUGAGUCAAGGAAGUGCACUCACCGUUGAACUAGGCACUUAUACCAAUAAUAUCACUGGUCAGUUUUCUGCUCACUACACUAGUCUAAGUAAUGCUUGUGGAGGAUCCUAUACUUCGGAACAGGGCACAAUAGCUUCACCUAACUAUCCCCUAGCAUACCCAGGUAGUGCGGACUGCGAAUGGAUCCUAAGAACAUCACCGGGUAACAAGGUGUACGUUAUGUUUGAAAAAUUCGAUUUGGCAUUUUCUGAAGGUUGUAAUGAAGACUAUCUCGAAUUACGAGAAAAUAACGGAGCCGGGCAAUUGAUAGGAGUAUAUUGUGGAAACGUUAUACCAACAAAUACGACUUCAGCAACAAAAAUAUAUAUGAAAUUCCACAGUGACAGUCAGAAUGCUGGAAAUGGGUUUCUAGUGCAUUACGGUUUUCUACAUGGAAAUGAAAUCACCGGUUUAGAGAGUGGUGAGAUAUCUUCUCCGUUGUAUCCUGCUUCAUAUGAAGGAACAGGUGAAUACGCUUGGAGAAUUAUGUCGACAGGUGAAUCUUUAUCUCUGAUCGUGGAUCGUCUUGAAAUACAUACAUAUGGAACACGCUGCUCAAAUCAUUUGACAAUAUACGACGGAUUUGAUGAUAGUGCUCCGGUUCUGCAAGAGCUUUGCGGUAUACAGAUCGGAAUACAGGAAGUUCGAACAUCCAGAAAUGUUGUAUUUAUUAAACUUAAAUUAGACAACUCUAACACUGGAUCUAUAUUUCACAUCCGAUGGGCUGAAAGCUCUAGUGAGACCGAACCUCCAGAAUCCAUAAACUGUGGUAGUCCAAAUAUAACUGAACUAAUACGACCAGGGAAAACAGUCACCGUGACGUCUCCAGGUUACCCUGAGCCGUACGCUGAUGAGUUAAUGUGUGAGUGGGUAUAUAAAUCUCUACCCGGCCAACACAUAGCUUUGGAGUUCCUUGACUUUCAGCUUGAAGAAAGGCCAAAUUGUUUUGCUGACUACGUUUCCAUAAUGGGCUCAGAUACCGGGAUGCAAUGGAAACCCAUAAAAGAAUUUCUAUGCACAAAUGAAGCAGCCCGGAACAUCAACAUUGACACUUCUUUUAUGAAACUGAUUUUCAAAAGUGAUUACUCGAUGACUGAAAAGGGUUUCCAAGCUCACGUCUCUUCAAAAUGCGGUGGUCAUAUAUCAGAACCCUCAGGUGAAAUCGGAGUCACUUGGCAAGAAUUAUCACAAGGAUACCUACCUAACAUAAAAUGCCAGUGGAGAAUUAAAGUUCGCCCAGGCCGAGUAAUAAAAUUCAAGUUUGAGCAGUUUAACAUUACUAAUAGAGACAACGACUGUUAUAAAUACGUUACAGUUCGUAAUGGCGAUUCUGAGGAAGCCCCUCUUUUAGGAAGUGGUAAAUACUGCGGAUACCCUCAUGAAAAGCGUGAAGAAUUCGAGACGUCAAGUAACGCUCUCUUUGUAACUUUCAAUAGCAUGCGAAACCAAGGUCAAGUGCAAACUUUUCGAUUACACUAUGAAGAGAAAAACAUAGAAUGCGGAGUGACUUCCACAUUAGAUGCCGAUCAUAGCUGGGAGGUCUUCAGUACUCCAAACUAUCCCUCCAUUCCUCUACCAUAUUCUGAAUGUGUUUGGGUUUUUAGCGGUCCUGUGGGAGAAAUAUUAAGAGUAGAUUUUUCUGACUUUGAUUUAAAAUACGACACUGAUUGCAGAAAAGAAGCCCUUGAGGUUAGAAAUGGUGUAUCGAGUAUAGCUCCACUUAUAGGACGAUAUUGUUAUGACAAACCUGGAUCCAUCAAGUCUAUUAGCAACAGCCUAUAUAUCAGAUACAUCACUCAAAGUGAUAUCCCGAACCGUGGUCUGAAAGCUAACGUAUCGAUCGAUGUUUGCGGUGGAACGAUAGUUGCUAAUUCAGGAGAAGUGUCGUCGCCCGGAUUUCCUCACUUAACCCCGCUUAGCGAGGGCACAAUAUGUGAAUGGCGUAUAACAGGAUAUCCAGGCUAUGUUUUCCAGCUGAAACCACAGACUAUAGAUUUACCCGAAUCCGUAGUUUUAUGCGCUACUAAAGUCACUAUUACAGACGGCAUUGGAAACCAAUAUAAUACAAAUGUAAGAAUAUCGGACAACACAACACUAAAAACAUUUUGCAAUGAGGACACAGAAGAUUUUUACGCACCUAUCGAAACAUCUUCUAACGAGGUUAUCAUUAAAUACUAUGUUGGUAAAAGAUCUUAUUAUGCCAAUCCAGAUUCAAAAGGAUUUCGGUUCACAUUCAAUUCGUCCAGACCCAUGUGUGGAGGACCCAUUACAACACCAGAAGGCUACAUAAUGACUCCUGGAUAUCCUAGAAAAACCACAAUGCACUACUGUUAUUGGGUCAUCACUGUUCCUGAUACAUCCAGGAGAGUACGUUUAGAGAUCGAGGAUUACAACUUAGGUACGGAUACUUAUCGAAUAGCAAUUUACAAUGACAACCGUUUCCAAACUUUAGUCCAAAGCAUUACGAACAAAGAUUUGAAUCCGUCGAAAAUAUUCGAAUCAUCUGGAAAUAAACUUGCUAUUUAUAUAAUAAUGUCCCCAUUAUCUUCGGAACAUAACAGGUUCAAAGCAAAGUUCAGCUCAAAUGAACCGACAUUAUGUGGCGGUACUUUAACGGGCGACACCGGCGAAUUAGCUUCACCACUUUUGAACAGAUCCUACUCUUGCGAUUGGAGCUAUCGCAGAUAUAUUACUGCAGAUAUAGAUCAAUAUGAUGACAGUGACAAUAUUGACAAUGUUAAAUACAGCACAUUAUUAAUCAAUGCUAAAGUCAAUUCAUCUUUUGCUAGAACUCGAUGCCUCUAUAGUGACCCAAAACUAAGUAUUAACGCCGUAAUGGCUGAUAAAAAUGUCAUAUUCAAAAGAGAACUCUGCGGUAAUAAUGACUUACAAUUUCGUAUACCUUCAGAUAGUAUCGACUUAAAGGCAACUCAAAAUAAAGGAACGUUUCUUAACUUUCAUCUAGAUUGGAAAUUACAACCUUGUGGUGGUGUAGUAACAGUAGGAGAGGAGUCUGUUAAUGUUCUAGACGUGCCAAAUAAUUAUAAUGAUUCACUAGAUUGUGCCUGGAUACUUAGAGGGUCUUCAGGAAAUAGGAUUAAAAUCAAACUUGAAGGUUCAUUUAAAUUAAGUUGUUCUGAUGAGUUUAUUCAAAUUAGUCAAGGCUUAGAAACUUAUCAACCCAUUAUUGGAGAUUACUGUAAAGACAAAAUUCAAACUACUGAUUUAGUUUUAUCAUUUAGAGAAAUUUAUAUUCAAUACCAUUCAAAUAUUCAAAACAAAACUUCCAUUAAAGUUAUGGCAGAAAUUGUUAACCACCAAUGUGGAGGAUACCUUAACAGGUAUGAUAGAAUGUUUACAUCCCCCAAUUAUCCCAAGAAUUACAUUGAAAAUCAAGAAUGCGCAUGGGAAAUAGAAGCUGACGUAGGCAAUAGAGUAUCUUUGCAUUUUAUAGAUCGCUUCGUUAUAGAAGACACACCGAACUGCACAAAAGAUAUGGUUAUUAUUUACGACUGGGACGAUAAUUCCUACACAGAAAUAGCUCGUGUCUGUGGCCGCAAUUUGCCACCCGUUUACAACUCUACUAACAACAGGAUGAAAGUAGUUCUACGGACAGACAGUAACACUAAUCUAGACGGAUUCAAAGCUCUAUGGACCCCAAUCUGUGGAGGUAAAUACAAAGCCAAAGAAAAACAACAAAUAUUGUACAGCCCUGGGUUCCCUGAUAACUAUAUGCCAUCAUUAGAUUGCAGCUAUGAAAUUUCAGCUCCGGGACAGAAAAUCGCAUUAAAAUUCCUAGAGUUUGAGCUUGAAGGGACCUAUCCGGAAUGUUCUUAUGAUAACGUUUCUAUUUCUGCUGAUAACAUGUAUUAUUAUUCUGAUAAUACAUACUGCGGAACGGAAACGCCGACAUCUAAUCGUUACGGAGACAAAAUAUCAAUUCGAUUUAGAACUGACAGAUUCAUCCAGAGAAAAGGUUUUAAACUAUCGUAUUCGAUUUUUUCUUGUGGUGGCAAUGUAACUGAACCUACUGUCAUAUCAUCUGGUGAAGGUGAGAAUUAUGACAGAAACUUGAACUGCACGUGGUUUAUCGAGGCUCCUUCCAAUAAAAUCGUCAUUGUAAAAUUCACCACCAUAGAGAUUGAAGGGCGUUCGUGCUCUUACGAUUACAUAGAAUUAUUUAAUGGACACUUACUUGACUAUAACAAUCGUAUAAUUAAGACUUGCGGUUUCCUACAAAAUGAAAACACCGUUUUUAGGGGCACUGGUAGUAAAAUGCUCUUACACUUCGUAACGGACGGAAGUGUCAACUAUGAGGGAUUUAAAGCUGGUAUUUUUUUCAGCUACGGAGAAUCUGUUGGUUGCGGUGGAUAUAUCAAUUUGACAGAAACGUCAUUAUCUGAAACGUUUUCAUCUCCACUCAUAAAUAGUAGUAGUGUUUACGAAAACUUCUUGGAUUGUCACUGGUCCGUAACAGCACCAGAUGACCGAGUUAUCAAACUAGAAUUCAUCAAUUUUCAUGUUGCCCCUUGCCAGAAUGUCAACCAAACAGCUUUGGGAUAUAGUAAGUGCGAUUGUGACUUUGUUGAAAUCAGGGAUGGGUUAAAUCCAGAUAGUACGCAAAUUGGUGUUUAUUGCGGUCAUACAACACCAGCUGAAGCAAUUUCGUCCGGAAACCAAAUGAGCUUUAGGCUCUCGACGGAUGGUGAAAUUAACAGUUCGGGGUUCAAGGUUCGUUUAACUGCCAUUCCUAAUGUUUGCGGUCAGUCUACUUUCUCCGUAUCUACGCAAAAGCUGGUUAUACGCUCUCCAGGUUACCAAACGGGCUCCAUUCCCCGAGGAUUAAAUUGUGUUUAUGAAUUUAUGCCGUUGUCUGAAUAUUCUUACAGAGCAAUUCAUGUAAAGAUUAAUCAACUAGACCUUCAACCUAGCGACCCUGACAGAAAACAGUGUACAGCAGAUAAACUUACUAUAUCUGGCCAGAAUUCCCCAAGAAACCUUAGUCUGGGCUCAGAUUACAUUCAAGAACAUGGAAAUAGAGACGUAUUUGAUACACCUUACUACUUUGAGGAAGCAUUAACGUUACCAAAAGAACUACAACUGUGCGGUACUCACAAUUCAGGGGAUUAUUAUUUAUAUGGCACUACUGUUAUAAAUGUACAUACUUCUCCUGAUUUCGAUUCUAAACAACAUAGAGGGUUCGAAAUAGAAGUAUCGCAUGUUGAAUUUUGUGGUAGAAACUACACUGAAUCACAAGGCCGCAUUAGAGCAUCACGACGAGAUACCGAAGAAACUGAAAAAGAUUGUUACACGCUAAUUACAGCUCCUGAGAAUUAUACUGUAUCUGCUUAUUUCAUUACUGUUAAUCCCGAUUACUGGAAUGAAAACGUAUACUUGGAAAUAUUCGAUGGUGAUAAGACGACCUCAAAAAGUUUAGUCAAAGUGUCCGGGGACUACGACUCCGAAUUAGCAGUAUUUUCAACUGGAAGGUACCUUCUCUUGCAUAAUCACCAGGUAGACGGUGAUCGCGUUGGCUACGAUUUAAAUUAUAUUAUAACAAACAAAGGACAAGGUUGCGGCGGAAAAAUGCAAAACGAGUACGGACUAGUGACAAGUCCCCUGUAUCCAAAUGCCUACCGUCAGAAGAACAACUGUGAGUGGGAAUUGGAAACACUUAUCGGUACUAAACUGAGAUUACAUUUCUCAAUAUUCGACAUGGGGGCUGCGUGUAACGAAAACUAUGUGAAACUGGUUAAACGAAACGGAGACAUAAUAUCUACGUAUUGCGAUGAGACUCCAGCGGAUUAUACCAGCGAUGAUAAUUAUGUGAAAAUUGUAUUUGUAACGAAUAUGAACAACGGUGGCACAGGCUGGCUCGCCCACUUCAUAGGUAUCGUGUAGACGAAGGCAUAGGGAAUGCAACUGCAACAAUAAGAUAACGGAUAUAUA
This is a messenger RNA of Cydia splendana, 11474 nucleotides long. Its product is annotated as cubilin-like. The coding region runs from base 129 to 11426 and encodes 3765 amino acids. Gene Ontology annotation, molecular function: calcium ion binding. NCBI's taxonomy places the organism in Eukaryota, Metazoa, Arthropoda, Insecta, Lepidoptera, Tortricidae. The transcript has a single exon. The record is from RefSeq and is a predicted model, not a curated record.